Messenger RNA from Sodiomyces alkalinus F11, 2492 nucleotides. RefSeq names its product MFS general substrate transporter. Bases 499 to 2100 code for a protein of 533 amino acids. The record is from RefSeq and is a predicted model, not a curated record. Gene Ontology annotation, molecular function: transmembrane transporter activity. Lineage: Eukaryota; Fungi; Ascomycota; Sordariomycetes; Glomerellales; Plectosphaerellaceae. Gene Ontology annotation, biological process: transmembrane transport. The transcript is spliced from 2 exons.
GUCUUGUUCUAAUCUCCGGGUUCGGAUCCGUUUUCCCCUCGGGUUCGCAUUUCGUAAGGCCCAGACGAGAUUGGCUCAUCUCGUCGGCUCCGGGCCCACCGGCAGAGGUCCGCGGCCUCGGCCCCGGGACUCAAACGGAUUGGACAAAAUGGCAUGUGGUUCAAGGAUGGCGACUCUGACAGGCGCAAAGACCGGACAUUGAUUGAAACUAUUUCCCUUCUUUUGGUUCUUUGUUCUUUGUUCUUUUCUUUUUCUUGUUUUGUUUUCUUUUCUUUUAUUUUGACGUUAGCCGCAACCCCGGCCCCGGUCAACUCCGAUCCCGUCUUCUUUCCCUUCGUUCGAUAUUCUCUUUGGGCGGCAUUUUCUGCUUCAUUCUCCUUUUCUUUCUUUCCUUUCAAUUUUCGCUUUGUGGCGUGAUAUUCUUUUUUACUUAAAUAUUUCUUAGCCCAUACCCCGGGGGAUAGUGUUCCUACUUUAUAUAGGAACAUUGAAACGACCAUGAAGGCCCCCGACAGCGUUCUCCCAGGGGCAGAGGGGAGUAACGGCGUUGCGGCACAAGAAGCCAACUCACAAACUCCGGAAAAUCACAUUGUUGAGGAGAAGAUAACAACAACCAACUCAAACGAAAACGACAAAGACCUCACAAGUCAGCAACAGCUCAACCGACAUGACGACACAACAGUAUGGUGGGACGGCGACAACGACCCCGAGAACCCCUAUAACUGGCCGGCAUGGAGGAAAUACACCAACUGCGGCCUCAUCAGCUUCCUCACCUUCGUCACCCCCCUCGCCUCGUCCAUCUUCGCCCCCGGCGUCCCGCAACUGAUGGUCGACUUUGGCAGCUCGAACCAGGAGCUCGCCGCCUUCGUCGUCUCCGUCUACGUCCUCGGCUUCGCCUUCGGGCCCAUGCUCAUGGCCCCGCUCUCCGAGCUGUACGGCCGCCUGCCCGUCUACCACGUCAGCAACCUGUGCUUCGUCGCCUUCACCGUGGGCUGCGCCCUGGCCCCGACCCUGGACUCCCUCAUCGCCUUCCGCUUCCUGGCCGGCGCCAUGGGCGCCUGCCCGCUGACCAACGGCGGCGGCAGCAUCGCCGACAUGAUCCCGCAGGAAAAACGCGCCGCCGCCAUGUCCGUCUUCAGCAUCGGGCCCCUGCUCGGCCCCGUGCUGGGCCCCGUCAUCGGCGGCGUCUUGCAGGAGCAGAAAGGCUGGCGCUGGGUCUUCUGGGUCGUCGCCGCCGUGAGCGGCUUCCUGGUCGUCGCCAUGCUGCUGCUGAUGCGCGAGACCUACGCGCCCGUCCUCCUCGACCGGAAGGCCCGCAGGCUGCGGAGGGAGACGGGGAACCCGGCGCUCCGGUCUCGCUUGGAUAAGGGGCUCACGGAGAAGGACCUCGUCCUGCUGACCGUCGUUCGGCCCCUGAAGCUGCUCCUGUUCUCGCCCAUCUGCACCGUCUUUGCCCUGUACAUGGUCCUGGUGUACGGGUACUUGUACAUCCUCUUCACGUCGGUGCCGUUCGUCUUCCAGCGCUCCUAUGGCUUCAGCACGAGCGACGUUGGUCUGGUGUAUCUGGGACUCGGCGUGGGAUCCAUGAUCGGCAUGGCCUGGUUUUCGGUCGACACCUCCAGGGACGUCAAGGCCAUGAAGAAGCUGCAGGCCGAAGAGGACGUCGGCGGGCAUGAGAACGAGAACGGCCAUGUGAAACCGGAGAUCAGGUUGAAGCUGCUACCCCAUGGGGCCAUCCUCUUACCGGUCGGGUUCUUCAUCUACGGAUGGACGGCCGACUAUGAGACGCACUGGAUGGGGCCUAUUAUGGGCUUGACAGUUAUUGGAGUCGGCAACAUCCUCUGCUUCAUAACCAUCACCAUGUAUCUGGUCGAUGCCUACACCAUGUACUCUGCCUCGGCCCUUGCCGCCAACACCAUCAUCCGAUCCAUUGCAGGUGCCGUCCUGCCGCUGUGCGCCCUGGAAAUGUACGACGUGUUGGGACUGGGCUGGGGAAACUCCCUGCUCGGCUUCAUCGCGACUGCGUUUAUUCCAGUGCCUUUCCUAAUUCUGCGGUACGGCGAGAAGCUGAGGACCCAGUUCAACAUGGAUACUCUAUAGGUCUAGGUCUCUCCAGGUUCUCUCAACUUCUUUGUCGGUUUGGCUAUAUUGUCUCUCAACUCUCUCUCAACUCUCGCUUAUACCCCCUUUCCCCCUACCCUACCUUAUGAUACUUGACAUGUACUUACUCUAUACUGUACGAGAAAAUGUACAGGGAAGUACAGCAGGUAGUAGAUAAUAAUAACAGCAUUGGCUUAGUGGGCUGGGGGUCUGGAAUUGGCCCCAGCUCGUCCUGUUCAGAAACCAAUACCUGUGCUAUCUACCCACCCGGUGUUCCUAAAAAUGUCUUCGUGCCGUCUCGGGGUUGAUGAAGACUCCGGGUUCCCGAUCCCAGCCAGCGUCCCACCAAUCUCAUAUGCGUUCCAAGGCUAGAUAGUGUCAUUAGAUGCCUC